AUGAACUCCUUCGGCUGUCUUGUCCUACGGUUGUCGGUUCUUCUGUGCGGCACCUGCGGGGUUCUGUCGCUCAUACGGAACAACGGAAUAACAGAACCGGAGUUCAUCCGCAGAUGUGUGAAGGCGCACAAUAAUGCGCAUCGAUCGCGCGCCUCUACUACACCUGCGGCCAGCGCGCGCUCCAUGUCUUGGGACAAUGAAUUGGCCAAAGGUGCAAGAGAUCGGGCAAGACACUGCAGGGCCUCUUAUAACCCAAUGUUGGCACAUUUCGGGCACCCGCUGUUAGGGUGGAUGGGGGAAAACAUCUGGCUUGGAGUUCCAUUCUCGGCCUUCUCGGUGGAGAACGCCAUACAGAGAUGGAGCAGAGAAGGAGCUUACUCCUAUAGAAACAGCAACUGCUCGAGGUUGUGUGGACACUAUGCACAGUUAAUGUGGUCUACAAGCUUCAAGCUGGGCUGUGCUGUUAAUGUGUGCACGAAAGGAAUCAAAAACUUCUCCAGCCAUCCAGAAUCCACCAUUUUUGUGUGCAACUAUGGCGAUACGGGACACGUUCAUGGUAUUACUCCAGAUAUAGCAGGUGUGACGUGCAGCGGGUGUGGAUCGGAGAUCUGUUAUGACAACGUCUGUAGAUCUGAUUGGUUCCCUGGGUGGGAUUAUGGCCCCGCCUCUUCAGCCCACGGUAUUUCCUAUUGGCUGACUAAUCUUGGACUGUGUCUAUCAGGAGUUUGCGGGACACUCAUCUAUUAUGCAACACAUUAAUGUCAUCUUGCGGUUGUUUCUUAGUGUCUUAAAGGGAAAGUAAAAAAAGAAAAGAAAAUCCUGUCAUCACACUCACCCUCAAGUUGCUCCAAACUCAUGUGACUUUUCCAAGGAUAUAAUAUGAAAAAUAAAUCUAUCUAUAGCAAGUAUAUAUUUCUGCGGUGUGUAACUCAUUUAUUUCAGUGACAUACACAGUAAGUCUGUAUAUGGAAUUGUCAUCCUUCAUGUACUGUAAUAAACCAUGAUGCCCAUGAUAAAAGUUGAAUAAACUUUUAUUGAUAUUUUAUACUCUUACUAGUUGUCUUCUGUGUGAUUUGUUUAUGCUCUCUCCGCUCUGACUCUCAUU
Messenger RNA from Xyrauchen texanus (razorback sucker), 1105 nucleotides. Its product is annotated as GLIPR1-like protein 1. NCBI's taxonomy places the organism in Eukaryota, Metazoa, Chordata, Actinopteri, Cypriniformes, Catostomidae. The transcript has 5 exons. The coding region runs from base 1 to 759 and encodes 252 amino acids. The record is from RefSeq and is a predicted model, not a curated record.